Molecule: messenger RNA, 1318 nt
Organism: Coccinella septempunctata (seven-spotted ladybird)
Lineage: Eukaryota; Metazoa; Arthropoda; Insecta; Coleoptera; Coccinellidae
Product: retinol dehydrogenase 13-like
Exons: 5
Coding region: 207-1211 (334 amino acids)
Source: RefSeq, a predicted model, not a curated record
UCUGAAGAAUAUAAUUGCUGCUUUGAACUUGAUUCCCACUGUUUCAUUGAUAAUAUUGAAGUUCAAUACUCUCCAAACGAGUGCAUAGUUUGAAUUGUUCUCAGUUUCAUAAAUAGAGAUGUUUUAGACAAGUGUUCAAUUAUUUUUGAUAUGAAAAUGGAGUGGAUUUUGUGUUUUGUAUUUGAUUACAGUAUUGAAUAAGAAAAAUGAUACAAUCAAUAAAGGAUUUCUUCAGCAUAGCCUUCAAGGUUAUAACGAUAUUGAUUUCCUUGGUUGCCAAAAGCAUAGGAUGGUUGAUCAUGAACUACAGGAAUGGAAUGUCUAACAGCAUGACCUGUUUGAAGGGAAAAACUGCCAUUGUCACUGGUGGGAACUCUGGAGUAGGUUACAUGACUGCAAUGUUGCUUGCAUCAAGAGGUUGUAAGGUCAUCAUUGCCUGUAGAAGAAACGCUGAGAAACAGAUAAACGAAAUAAAAGAGGCGACAAAUAAUCCCAACAUAACAUACAAACAUCUGGAUUUGUGUCGAUUCUCUUCUGUCCGACAGUUCGCAGAAAGUAUAAAGAAGGAAGAAUCGAAAAUAGACAUUUUAAUCAACAACGCAGGAAUUGCUUUUAGUGACGAAAUUGAAACUGAAGAUGGAGUAGCCCCAGCAAUGCAAGCCAACUUUUUGGGUCACUUUCUUCUGACACAUCUGCUGAUUGAUCUAUUGAAAUCAGCUGACGAGGGAAGAAUAGUUUUCCUUUCCUCUGCACUUUCAGGCUUUCAGAACAUCACCGCAAAGAAGUUAUAUCCAAUAAGACCUGUUACAAUGGAUAUCCACUUCGAAAACUAUUCGAAUUCAAAGGGAUGUACUGUGAUCGUUGCCCAAGAAAUGGCUAAAAAAUUGGGGAAAUAUAAGAUCAAAGUCAAUGCUGCUGAUCCAGGUGCAUCUGUAACCCCUAUCUUCGACACUUUGGAGGGAGAAGAAAUUGAUAAGACUGCUUAUAGAAUAGCGUUCAAAAUCAUGACUUUCCUCGUGGCAACAGAUUUGCUCAAAGCUGCUCAGACUCCAUUUCACCUAGCCACAAGCAAGGAAAUUUUAAAUGGAGCACAUUACUUCAGAUGCGUCCCUCUGCAGAAACCCAAACAACUGGAUGAUGAACAUUUUUGUGAAGAAAUCUGGAGAGAAUCAGAGAAAAUAGUUCGACUCAGACCUGAAGAAAGACUAUGAAUCAAGUUGUACAAGUACUUCUGCAAUAACACCACUCAUUGUAUGCCAAUAACAAUUCAUUCAUCUUCAUAAUCCCAAUAUGUAAAAUAAAUAAUAAUGAUAAUGUA